Molecule: messenger RNA, 1821 nt
Organism: Cheilinus undulatus (humphead wrasse)
Lineage: Eukaryota; Metazoa; Chordata; Actinopteri; Labriformes; Labridae
Gene: gabrb4
Product: gamma-aminobutyric acid type A receptor subunit beta4
Exons: 8
Coding region: 16-1362 (448 amino acids)
Biological process (GO): nervous system process; signal transduction; monoatomic ion transmembrane transport
Cellular component (GO): synapse; neuron projection; GABA-A receptor complex
Molecular function (GO): extracellular ligand-gated monoatomic ion channel activity; neurotransmitter receptor activity; GABA-A receptor activity
Source: RefSeq, a predicted model, not a curated record
CCAGUCAUCGUAGGAAUGAGCAUCAACAUAGCAAGCAUCGACUCCAUCUCAGAAGUAAACAUGGACUACACCAUCACAAUGUAUUUCCAACAGAGUUGGCGAGAUAAGCGUUUGGCAUAUGGCGAGCUGAACCUAAACCUGACUCUGGACAACCGUGUAGCAGACCAGCUGUGGCUCCCUGACACCUACUUCCUUAAUGACAAGAAGUCCUUUCUUCACGGUGUAACAGUAAAAAACAGAAUGAUCCGCCUGCACCCUGAUGGCACCGUGUUAUACGGGCUGAGAAUAACCACCACUGCUGCUUGCAUGAUGGACUUGAGGAGAUACCCUCUGGAUGAACAGAACUGCACUCUGGAGAUUGAAAGCUACGGAUACACCACAGAUGACAUCAAGUUCUUCUGGCAGGGAGGAGACAGCGCUGUGACGGGUGUGGACAAGUUAGAGUUACCUCAGUUCUCCAUCGUAGACAUCCGCCUGGUGUCCAGGGAGGUCAGGUUUACUACAGGUUCAUAUCCAAGGCUUUCGCUGAGUUUCAGGAUUAAGAGGAACAUUGGAUAUUUCAUCCUGCAGACGUACAUGCCCUCCAUCUUGAUCACCAUCCUCUCCUGGGUCUCCUUCUGGAUCAAUUACGAUGCCUCUGCAGCUCGGGUGGCCCUGGGUGUGACUACGGUGCUCACCAUGACAACUAUUAACACCCACCUUAGGGAGACUCUCCCAAAGAUCCCAUAUGUGAAAGCCAUCGACGUCUACCUCAUGGGAUGUUUCGUGUUCGUAUUUCUGGCCCUGCUCGAAUAUGCCUUUGUAAAUUAUGUGUUCUUUGGCCGGGGCCCUGCGCAGCAGAAGAAACUCAGCGAGCGGCUGGGCAAAGUCAAUAACGAGCGCACGAGAUACGAAGAGAAGCGCCUGAGGGAACAGGACUCCAUUUCGUCGCCGUUUCAAACCAACACCUUCAGCAGGUCAUAUACACAGAGAAGAAAUCUGUAUCUCGAGGAACAAAGAAAAGUUGGGGUGGAUGCGUACGGAAACAUCCUCCUAACCACACUGGAGAUGAACAACGAAGUGAUGCCUUCAGACGUGGGGAGCAGCGUCAGUGACUCUCGGAACUCCGUCAUGUCCUUCGACAGCUCCGGGGUCCAGUUCAGGAAGCCCAUGGCGCCCCGGGAUGGCUUCAGCCACCACUCGCUGGAUCGGAGCGCCAUGCGGAGCCGGGCCAACUGUCGGCUACGGCGACGCUCCUCCAAGCUCAAGUUGAAAAUCCCAAACCUGUCAGAUGUUAGCACCAUUGACAAGUGGUCCCGGGUCAUUUUCCCCAUCACCUUUGGAUUUUUCAACCUAAUCUACUGGUUGUACUAUGUGAAUUGAUGUGCAUCCCACUAGGAAUCAUGGGCCAUAUUUUGAGAGCACAUUAAAUUGGCUUUGAUACAGUUCCUAAAAUAUGUAUACACAUAUACAAGUUGAACAUAUGUAUAUGCAUAUUUCUAUAUAUUAUAUUUAUAUAUACACAUGUGAAACCUGAAGGACCUUUCUGCUGUACAAAGUAUUAAUAGGAUGACUUGAAUGUUUAAGAAUAAUUGUGAGAGAAGAAUUUCAAGGCUUUGAGUUUCUUUUUGCUCCUGAAAGAAACAAACAUACAACAAACAAACGAAACCCCAUCAGGGGCCUUUGGAACUAAAGACUGCAUGAUAUUUUUGCUAAAAAAAAAACAAAGAUAAAAAGAGACAGUGAAAGCUCUUGGGAGAGAAAAGAUGUCUCAGAGUCCCAUCGACUUUUUAUUGAUACUUAUCGUGAUCAAAAAUCCUCUUCUGCAGCUCAUGAAAUCAG